UGGAUUCUACAGUUACCUCCUCCAAGCCAACAGAGGCAGGAAGAUGGGGCGUGUCCCAGACCCCCGCAGCACCUCAGCCCCAGUUGACACCACUGCUGAGCCCAGUCUCAUUCCAGACCUCAUUACCAGGAUCCCCUGGCCCCGCUGGGUACUCUUUAUCAUCGUUCUUGCUGCUGGAGUCCUCCUGGUCUCUUGUCUGCUCUGUGUUGUCUACUGCUGUUGCCGCCGCUGCCAACGCCGCAGGAAGCAGCCCAAAGACAAAGAAGCUGUGGGCCUGGGCAGUGCUCCCAGCAGCACCACUACUCACCUGGUUCAACCAGAUGUGGACUGCCUGGAGCCCUGCUCGGGGGGGCCGCAACAGUGGGGACGACUGCUGCUCUCACUGGAGUAUGACUUUAAAAGCCAGGAGAUUAGGGUGGGCCUGAGGCAGGCCGAAAACCUGAAGGCCGAGGGCACAGCAGACCCCUACGCCUGCGUCAGUGUUUCCACCCAGGCUGGGAGAAGACAUGAGACAAAGGUGCACCGGGGGACUCUCUGUCCCAGGUUUGAAGAGACAUGCCACUUCUCAGUCCCACCAGCAGAGCUGCCCAGGGCCACCCUGAAGGUGCAGCUGUUGGAUUUCAAGCGGUUCUCAGAACACGAGCCUCUGGGGGAGCUCCAGCUAUCCUUGGGCACUGUAGACCCUCAGCAUGUCCUGGAGAACUGGUACCAGCUGGGCCCUUCUAGUAGCACUGAGCCUGAGCAGAUGGGGGAGCUGUGCUUCUCACUGCGCUACGUGCCCAGCUCAGGCCGCCUGACUGUGGUCGUGCUUGAGGCUCGGGGUUUGAAUCCAGGGAUUUCAGAACCCUUUGUAAAGGUCCAGCUCAUGUUAAACCAGAGAAAAUGGAAGAAGAAGAAAACAUCCUCUAAGAAGAACACAACUAUGCCCUACUUCAACGAGGCCUUCACCUUCCUGGUUCCCUUUAGCCAGCUCCAGAGUGUGGACCUGGUGCUGGCUGUCUGGGCCCACGGCCUGCAGCUCCGGGCUGAACCUGUGGGCAAGGUGUUGCUGGGUUCCCGGGCUUCGGGUCAACCCCUACAGCACUGGGCAGAUAUGUUGGCCCAUGCCAGGCGACCCAUCGCCCAGUGGCACCACCUGCAAUCCCCCGGGGAGGUGGAUCGUGCUCUGGCCCUGAAGCCUCGCCUCCCCCUGCCUAGGCCUCACUCCUAAAAGAACCCUAAUGGAGCUUCAGUUUCCCCUAAUGGAGCUGUGGGCGUUUGUCCAGGCUCUUCUGAGCUUUCUGUAAUAAAUGCCUUCUCUUUCCCACUCGUGUGCCCUGCUGGAGCCCCGUGAGGAGAACCUGAGACACAUGGUGGGCUCCACCUUGGCACCACUGUCCUCUCAAGGAUGGGGUAGGGUGCUCUGGACAGUACUGCCAGUCCUGAGCCUCUGCUCAAGGCCUGAUUACUAGGUCUUCCCUGGGAGAUGGCACCAUCCUCUCUGGCACCCAGGGGUAGCAGAAGAACAGGAGAUUAGAGCUGGCCCUGUGGGGACAAAGUGGGCGACUGAGGGGAAUAGUAUGUAGAGACUGCGUGGGGAAAAGACCCCCAAAUCAUGAGGGAUGGUGGUAUGGAGUGUCCUCUGUACCAUCAGCAGGGGGCAGUAGAUGCCUUUGGAAGCUUCUCUGGGGCCUUUGGGGGCGCGCAGUCCUGGCCUGUGAUGUACCUCUUAAUCCCAGCACAUCUGGCGGGCUUUAGCAGCUCCUACCUUCCUAUGAUCCUCAGGGGCCCCAGAGCAGCAGGGCUGGGGCCAAGCCAUGAUCUGGGUGUCUCUGGGUGGGGUUCAGAAGCGGGAAAGGGGCGAGGGCCUGGCCCCAGUGAGCCAGGCAAUGCAGGACCUGCCUAGGCAACCAAGAGUCCUGAGCCCCCACGGGUCAGAGAGAGGUUCCUAGGGCGGUGGCACCACUCUCUGGGGUUGAAGGACAUGUUCCAAGUUGCCUGUGCAGAGAGACACCCAUGGGCAGGGCGUGUGGCAGGCUGGGAGAGGCCCAGCUGCUGGUCCAGGGGCCCAUUUUCUCCUUUCCCUGGGCAGAAAGGCAAGUUCACUACAAGA
Messenger RNA from Chionomys nivalis (European snow vole), 2092 nucleotides. It is a transcript of the gene Syt8, whose product is annotated as synaptotagmin 8. The record is from RefSeq and is a predicted model, not a curated record. Gene Ontology annotation, cellular component: axon; dense core granule; synaptic vesicle membrane. Gene Ontology annotation, molecular function: clathrin binding; calcium ion binding; phosphatidylserine binding. Bases 44 to 1210 code for a protein of 388 amino acids. Gene Ontology annotation, biological process: synaptic vesicle endocytosis; regulation of dopamine secretion; calcium ion-regulated exocytosis of neurotransmitter. The transcript has 8 exons. NCBI's taxonomy places the organism in Eukaryota, Metazoa, Chordata, Mammalia, Rodentia, Cricetidae.